UGCGGUUUGUUCGCUUCAUUGAAGCCCACCUUGUAGACCUCUUCGUUCCCAUGUCGAGCAAGCAGCGCACAGCCUCGCCCGUGCCGAAGACGGCGGCGAAGGCCAAGGAACCUGCGCGGGCGCCGCGGAAGCAGCCCGAGGAGCCUCCAGCGCAGGUCCAGGGGCCUCCAGAGCAGGCGCAUCCGGUGCAGGCCGAGCCAGCCAGCAUCCAGCCACCUGUGGAGAAGCCAGUGCUGAAAACACGAGGAUCAAUCUAUGCGCUGGAGCCCAACAAGAAGUGGGUGCAGCCCAGCCUGGCCUUUGUCAAGUACGGAGUGACCAUGUGCCUCACUGCGGGCCUGUGCUUCCUGUGGCAGCCCUCCUUCAAGACCUUGCGCCUGGUGUACACGCUUAUCGGAGCCGGCCUUCUGCUGUACCGCAUAUAUUACUACGCUUACAAGGAGUGGAUGCUGUACUUUAUUGAUCUUUGCUUCGUGAACAGCAUCCUUCUGAUAUGGAGCCUGUGGUAUUGCACGGAAGGCCAAUGCUCCAAGGAGUGGCUGCUGGCGGUGUACAUGAUGGCGCAAGGCCCGGUGGCCGGCGCCACCUUCCCGUUGCAGACCCCGCUCACACUGCACCAUCCCGAGGCUUUCGAGAGCUUCUUCCUGCAUGCCUCGCCGAUGUGGCUCUCCUACGCCGUGCGAUGGCGGUGGACAGACGCGCUUCUGCAGCCCACGCCUUCGGUGGGUGAGCUGGUGUCGGCUGGGCUCUACAAGUUGUACUUGCCCUGGAGCAUCUCAUACCUGUCGUUCCUGUUGCUGCAGCCGUUCCUUCCGGACCGGCUGGCCGGCCUCGAGACAUUGAUGGACGGCUUCAUCUUCCCGGCGGCCACCAAGACCUUACGCUUACAGGGCAAGCGCAAGAAUUACCUCUCCUUCGCCCCGACUGUGAUGGCGGCGACCCUGGCACACGCCUUGCUCUCAGCUUCGGGACUUCUGGCUGCAGCGCUGGCCUUUCAGCAUCACUCAGUUCAGGUGGCAUGGAUCGCCUGUGUGGUGCUGGGCUGCCUGGUCUCCGGCUUCCGGUUCUACCACCUCUGUGCCAAUCCGGAGCUUGAGCCGGCGGGUUUCUACAAGGGCUUCCUUCACAUGAUCUUGGCUUGGGCCGUGGUGUUGCCCACCUACUUCUACGCCGAGAUGACAGCGCAGGACGUUUGAGUGGCCGCAAGCUUCACAUGACACUUGGAACAGAAUUCAAUAAACCUUUCGAACACUUACGGAUAAAUUGACAGU
This is a messenger RNA of Effrenium voratum, 1271 nucleotides long. The record is from the annotation of a GenBank genome assembly. NCBI's taxonomy places the organism in Eukaryota, Dinophyceae, Suessiales, Symbiodiniaceae.